GUUGCACUCUGACCAGCGCCCAGAUCAUCAUCCGCAGGUUUUCCUCGUCGCCGUCUCCUCUGCCGCUUAGAUUUCCCCGUCGGCGCCUCUUCUGGACGCAUAAAGCCAACCUGCUCAUUUGAGGCCGGCAUCCAAGCCAACUGCGCGUUCUCUGGACCCGACACCCAAAUCCAUAAUGUUGAUCACAAAGCCCAACAAAGUCUCCCUCACGCUCCUUCUUAUCCUCACUCUCUUCCUCGCCUUCAACCCGGCCGAAGCCAACUCGGGCGUCGCGCACCGCAGGGACCAUGAGAACCUAAACCGGGUCCUCAGGAAGCGCUCCCCUCAGCUCCUCGGGGCUGGGGAGGACCCCACUAAGGCGGCUGUCUCGACCGCAGCAGCGACGACUUCGGAGGCGGACGAGGAGGCGACCACGAAAGCUGCCACGACCACCAGCGCGACAUCUACGUCGAAGACCUCGACUAGUACGUCUACCUCUACCAGCGCUACUUCCACGUCCACGAGCAGCUCAUCCACGUCCGCUUCCACGACCAGCACUUCGGCUUCGACUUCUUCAUCCGCGACCUCCUCCUCUUCCUCAUCCUCCUCGUCGUCAUCUUCGUCUUCCUCCUCUUCGCCUUCUACGACUUCUUCCUCUACCACGUCUUCGUCUUCGACUACGGAAGCCCCUCAAACGACCGAUGCGACGAGCGAUGAGGUCGUCAUCAUCACGGACACGGCCAACUCGAGCAAGAAGACUGUCACGCAGACUGCUACCUCCUCUGCCUCGGAAGAGACCGCCUCCGUCCCGCUCGAGCAGUCCGGUAACACGGCUAAGAAGAGCACCGCAGUCACGGUCAUGAUCAUUAUCGCUGCGUCCGUCGGUGGUGUCUUCAUCAUCUGGACCGUCUUCCGCAAGUGGAAGUUCGGCCGCUCCAAGCAGUUCGACCAGCGCAUGCAGCCCAUCGACUGGCAGCCGAUGAACGACGAUAGCUCGAGCGCCGGUCUCCAGCGCGCCGCCUCCUCUGCGUCGUCCUUCCACUCUGGCAUGGACCACGGCGACAUGGCCGACCACGGCCGCGCGGGCCUGCAGCCCGUACCGAAUCACGACUUCACGGCAGGUGCGGCGCACCUCGCGCCCGUAGGCGGCUACGCAGAUCUCGCUCGCGGCCCGAGCCCGUCACCGAGCAUGCAGGAGGCGUUGCACCGUGGCCCGAGCUUCAACCGCGGCUACGACGCGAACGUGCCGCUGCACCACCAGACCGCCUACGACUACAAUGCCGGGAGCAGGUUUUAGAGAUGUUGAGAUGUGUAAUUAAGGGCGAUACGGACGGCUUUACUUGUUGGUUACUUUACUGAUCGGGUCCAUUCGCGCACCCAGUCGCGGGGGUCCUCAUUCCUUGGUCUCACAUUCGUUUGGAAGUCGACUUACCUACGUCGCUGGACGCUCAGCUGUCGAUCUCAGUUACCAUACUUACUCUUUCGUCUACGCGAGGCACCUUUCGUGCUUGCUUGCCAUACGGGUUCUACUACUCGCAAAUAGCGGCCUUGCCCACGUCGUAAAUACCCUUUCGCAUACUUCCUAGUGUUGAUUGAACCGAGGUCGUGUCGUCCAUGUUCAUGAGCUGGCUUUGUGAACAUGACACCAUGUUAUUUGUGCUC
Messenger RNA from Schizophyllum commune H4-8, 1641 nucleotides. RefSeq lists its product as uncharacterized. The record is from RefSeq and is a predicted model, not a curated record. The coding region runs from base 176 to 1276 and encodes 366 amino acids. The transcript is spliced from 3 exons. NCBI's taxonomy places the organism in Eukaryota, Fungi, Basidiomycota, Agaricomycetes, Agaricales, Schizophyllaceae.